AUGAAGGUGGUUCAAGAUAGCUGGGAACAAGAAAUACAUGGUGAUCCUGCUUUCAUCUUUAUGAAGAAACUUAAAAAUCUCAAAAAAAAUCUCAAAGAAUGGAACUGGCAGGUUUUUGGUGAUGUUAAGGUCAAAAUUCAGGAGGCAGAAGUUAAUGUUAAAGAAAAGAUGAUAAUUUCAGAUUCUGAUCCUCAUGAUGAACAAGCACUGCAUGAUCUAGUUGGUGCUCAAAAUGAACUCAAUUCAAGAGAAGUACAAUACAGUACAAUGAUGAAACAAAAAUCCAGAAUUAAGUGGGUCAUGGAGGGGUCUUCAAACACUAAUUUCUUUCAUUCAAAUGUUAAGAUUAGGCAAACAAGAAAUGCCAUUUGUGAACUGGAGGAAGAAAAUGGGAAUUUGGUAUCUUAUCAAACAAAAAUUACUGAUAUAUUAGUGAAUUUUUUUGAACAAAGAUUUAAAGCUCAAAAUAUGGUUGUUAAUGAUUCUAUUCUUGAAGUUAUACCAAAUGUCAUUACUGAAUCUGAUCAAUUUAUGCUUGAAGUUAUUCUUGAAGCAGAGGAGAUUAAAGCAGCAGUUUUUGGAAUGGAUGCAGAUAGUGCACCUGGACCUGAUAGUUUUUCAGGAAUGUUUUACAAAGCAUGCAGGGAAAUUAUUCAACAUGACUUCAUCAAAGCAGUUAAAUAUUGUUAG
Molecule: messenger RNA, 690 nt
Organism: Papaver somniferum (opium poppy)
Lineage: Eukaryota; Viridiplantae; Streptophyta; Magnoliopsida; Ranunculales; Papaveraceae
Exons: 1
Coding region: 1-690 (229 amino acids)
Source: RefSeq, a predicted model, not a curated record